Penicillium riverlandense is the source of this 741-nucleotide messenger RNA. RefSeq names its product C2H2-type zinc finger protein. Bases 1 to 741 code for a protein of 246 amino acids. Lineage: Eukaryota; Fungi; Ascomycota; Eurotiomycetes; Eurotiales; Aspergillaceae. The record is from RefSeq and is a predicted model, not a curated record. Gene Ontology annotation, molecular function: RNA polymerase II cis-regulatory region sequence-specific DNA binding; DNA-binding transcription factor activity, RNA polymerase II-specific. Gene Ontology annotation, biological process: regulation of transcription by RNA polymerase II. The transcript has a single exon.
AUGGACGGCCUGUCGUCACUAGACAACACCCUGCCGUGUGACAGCAAUGGCCACCAAGAGCAGAUUCCCAUCUCUGACUACCUCCAGAGAUAUGACGCGGAAAGUCUCCUUAAGAAUGAAACCGAUUUCCCCUUCCAGACACUUAUUCAGUCUGCUCCCAACCACUCCUGUUCCCACCAACCGGACUACCUACCUGAGUCUACGUCUAGUUUUCGCAUUGUCCGACCAAACUUUUGCCAGCUGGAACAGAUGUCCAACUCGGUGUCUAUGUGUAAUAUGCUCCCUGAGAUACCCGAAGACGAGUCUAUAACACCGCAGACAGUCACACCUCUGCAGGCUUUCCCUUUUGCAGCAAUAGCUACUCUUUCCGUCUCCUGCUUUGAGUCGCCGCCCAGAAUCGCCACUUCCAAUGCGCAAAAUUCCCUGAUUCCUAUCCGACCGUUGAGAAUUUCUUUCGGCGCCAAUACGCCUUCAAGUCAGUUCUACGAAGCACAGACUGAGUCUGACAAGAAAGGCCACCUCUCCGCAGCGGGUAGUGAGAUUUUUCUGACACAACAACAAGGCCAGGUCUUCGGUGGGCGGCCCAAGAAGCAGCGUGCAUGUUCUAAACUGAGCCGGGAAAACGUGCGCUCCAUUGUCAAAGAGGCGCGGUUCAAGUGCAAGAUACUCGAGUGCAACAAGUCCUUCGGGCGCCAAGAUCACCUAAAGCGGCACAUGAAGAUCCACACCAAGAAAAAGUGA